GUGCGCCUAGUGAUUCUAGUGACGCAAAUCGACAACAGAGUGAAUAAAAAAAGCGUUUCAACGUCGUCGUUUUACUUCUCCUUUGUUUGAUUAGGGUUUUUUCGCUUCUUCUAUUCACUCUGUUACGGUGCAACCUAGCAGCCUCCAAAUCCAAUGGCUUCAGAGAAGAAACUUUCGAACCCAAUGAGGGAGAUAAAAGUGCAGAAGCUCGUCCUCAAUAUCUCUGUUGGCGAGAGUGGAGAUCGUCUCACCAGAGCCGCCAAGGUGUUGGAACAACUUAGUGGCCAAACCCCAGUGUUUUCCAAAGCAAGGUACACUGUUCGUUCCUUUGGGAUUAGAAGAAAUGAGAAGAUUGCAUGCUAUGUCACUGUCAGAGGUGACAAGGCAAUGCAACUUUUGGAGAGUGGUUUGAAGGUGAAGGAAUAUGAACUUCUCAGAAGGAACUUCAGUGAUACUGGUUGCUUUGGCUUUGGUAUUCAGGAGCAUAUCGAUUUGGGAAUCAAGUAUGAUCCUUCAACUGGUAUUUAUGGAAUGGAUUUCUUUGUUGUUCUGGAGCGUCCUGGCUAUCGUGUCGGACGCCGCCGAAGGUGCAAGUCCCGUGUUGGAAUUCAGCACCGUGUCACAAAGGAGGAUGCUAUGAAGUGGUUCCAGGUGAAAUAUGAGGGAGUGAUCCUUAACAAGUCCCAGGCAAUUGUUUAGUUAGAUUGAGUUCACUUUAGUUUGAAGGCAAGUUUUGAAACAUUGUUUGUCAUUUCAGUUUCAUGAUGAAGCAUAUGGAUUAACAUGAGCCCUGUUUAAACUGCACUUUUAUUGCAAAGAACUUGUGAACCCCACGUUAUGCAAUUAUGCUUGGCAAUUCACUUA
Messenger RNA from Glycine soja, 864 nucleotides. RefSeq names its product 60S ribosomal protein L11. Gene Ontology annotation, cellular component: ribosome; cytosolic large ribosomal subunit. The record is from RefSeq and is a predicted model, not a curated record. Lineage: Eukaryota; Viridiplantae; Streptophyta; Magnoliopsida; Fabales; Fabaceae. Gene Ontology annotation, molecular function: structural constituent of ribosome; RNA binding. The transcript is spliced from 5 exons. The coding region runs from base 154 to 699 and encodes 181 amino acids. Gene Ontology annotation, biological process: translation.